Molecule: messenger RNA, 3986 nt
Organism: Carassius carassius (crucian carp)
Lineage: Eukaryota; Metazoa; Chordata; Actinopteri; Cypriniformes; Cyprinidae
Product: NACHT, LRR and PYD domains-containing protein 12
Exons: 9
Coding region: 217-2892 (891 amino acids)
Cellular component (GO): cytoplasm
Molecular function (GO): protein binding
Source: RefSeq, a predicted model, not a curated record
UUACUGUAUGUGUGUAAAAGUACAGCCUGUCAUUUUGUAGUAUGAAAUUGUUCGGCCGGGAGUCAUUGUCAUAGCGGGGUCUUGCAAAGUACGAUUCAUUACAUAAAAGACGACACUUCCUCGUUUUCUCUGACCAAAGAACAUCGAGCGUCCAGCACAUUAUUCAUCUGCAGCCCAUGAACUUCAGUGUUUCUCACGAUCUGGGGAUCUGCAGCCAUGUGGAGCGAGAUUUCAUUUGAUGUGCAGCAAACGCAGAAGGAGACUUUGAGAAACUCCGUUCUGAACUCAACUCUGCCCAAUUCUCUUUUGGGAGGUCAGCCUGUGGGAGAGGUGAUCCAGAAAGGCCACUACACGGCCCUCUCAGUGUCUGCGUAUGAGGGCGACCGCGCAAGGGCUAAGAGAGGAGGUCUGGAAGCUUUAGAGGAUGUCAUAUCUCGAGAGUUUUCUCCUGGAUCUGAAGGCCGUAGGCUGCUUCUUUAUGGCGGUGUUGGAAUGGGUAAGACUACAGCGGUAGAAAAGGUAAUUUGGGAUUGGACGACAGGUACACGCCUGCAACAUUACGCCCUCGUCAUGCGAGUGCCGGUUUGGGAGCUGGCCGCUCUUGGAGGGAAAGCAGAGAGUUUGCAGAACAUGUUGGGCUGCAUACACACUCACAUUUCCACAGAGACUCUCGCCAUCGCUCUACAGAGGCCUCAGUCUCUGCUUCUUGUGCUUGAUGGAUUGGAGCGAUUGCAGAACCUUCUAUGCAGUCCAUUGUCCUCAUCUAGUCUUAUAUGUGAUGUAGAACAAGAAGCGUCCGGCUCCGUCUUGCUGUGCAGUCUACUUCAUGGAUCUCUGCUGUCUGAGGCUUCAUUGCUGAUCACCUCCCGAGGGCCAGUCGAGUCUUUGAGAUGUUUUGAGGUGGUCGGGUUCUCCCAGACCCAGAGGAGAACUUUCUUCCAGCAGUUCUUUGACGACAGAGGCCAAGCAGAGAUACUUUUUCACCAAUCUGAGCAGGCACUGGGAGUGUAUGAGCAGUGUUUUCGUCCGGCCUUCUGCUGGACGCUUUGCAAUGUGUUUAAAACUCAGUUCGAGAAUAAAAAAAACCCACCUGAGACUCUUACUCACUUGCUCAGCAUUAUCACACACAUGCUCCUGCAGGAACAGAAGAUGCAUGCAGAAAAAAACAGAGCGCUUGUGUCUAGUUUGGGAAAAUGUACUAAUCCGGUUUGCUCCUACAGCGAUGUCACAUCCUGCGGCCUGCUUUCUUUUCUACUCUACCCCAUGCUUUCAUCUUUUUUGUGCAUCAAUGGUGAUGUCACUCACCCUGAUACCACAUUCUCCUUCCUGUCUCCAGUGAUGCAUGAGUUCUUAUUGGCCACGUCCUUUUAUCUCGACCAAUCCGUGCAGGAGAUCUCAGACGAUCGCUCAGAUUUGUACUACACAUUUUUAGCGGGACUGUCGGACUCAAUCCAGCGUAAACCAAUUGAAGACGCCGUGGGAAAGUUUGAUGAAAGUCGAAUAUCGAUGUUCUCUCAGUGGUUGAUGGGAAAUGUUUCUAGGGUGUUGCCAGAUGGUGAUGCAACAAAGCACUUUCGUGUUUUUCAGCUUCUGCAACAUGCACGUAACUCAUCUCUGGUCAAAGAAAGCAUUAGUAAGACCAAGUGGAGGCAUGUUUGUUACAGCUCCAUGCAGGAGCCUGACUGUGCUGCGCUGUCAUAUGUAGUGAGUAGUUUGGGAGAGAUGGAGCAUAUGAACCUGUACAGAGCAGAAAUAACAGAUGAACAGGUCGAGAGGCUUAUACCAGCGUUACGGCUGUCGAAAAGCAUUGGUCUGUCACAGAGUCGUCUCAGUUUGAAUGCCAUCACAAACCUGUCAACAGCGCUGGCUGAGGGACGGAUGAUAAAGCUGGAUCUUUCAUACUCCAAACUAGAAAAAGAGUCAGUCAAAACUCUCUGUGAUGCACUCAGGCGCUCCACGCUGGAGUUGCUCAACUUGUGUGGAUGCUCAUUGACUACAGCUGAUUGUGAAGCUCUGGCUCAGAUGCUCUCUGGAGGCUCGCGGCUACAUGUGCUCAAUCUGUUUGGGAAUAAUCUGGAGGAUCAAGGCCUUAUUCACCUCAGCAGUGCCCUGGAAAACUGCAGACUACAGGAAAUCAAUCUGGAUCUAUGCUCACUGACUGCGGCAUCCAUGCCUGCGCUGUCUUCAGCUCUGAACAGCGGUUUUUCAGAUCUGACGAAGCUAUGCCUAAGCCGGAACGAAGUGAUGGAUGAUGGGAUGGAGCUGAUCUCACAAGUGUUACAGAAAGGCCGCCUCAACACAUUGAAUGUGUCUAGCUGUGAGCUGACUAGCUCCUGCUGCUCUUCUCUAGCAGCUGCCCUCCGAUCAGAAAACUGCCGUCUGACUGAGCUGGAUCUGUCCGUAAACGAUCUCGGCCAAUCAGGAGCGAUGCAGAUAUGUGAAGCACUGAUGACUCCUAAAUGCUCACUGGAGAUACUGGAGAUGAGUAGAUGUGAGCUGACCGAGGAGGUGUUUCGAGCACUGGGGAGUAUUUUGACGUCUGGCGUGUCAAAGCUCGUCAGUCUCUCGGUUGGGCUGAACGAUGUUGGCGAUACUGCAGCCAAACACAUUUGGGAGGCGCUGAGACACAAACACUGCAAACUACAGCACCUGGAUCUGGAGAUGCUGUCGCUCACAGACGCUUGCGUCGAGGAGUUAUGCGAAUCUGUUGCUGCCAGCAGCACUUUAUCAACUCUCAUUCUAAAGAACAACAAAAUGACGGACUCCUCCGUACCACGAUUGGUCAAAUUAAUGCUGGACCGUCCUCUAAUGACCGAGCUAAAUCUUAGGUAUAAUGACUUCAGUGAAGAUGUUUUUGAGUUGAUGGACACAUGCCAAAGUAUUGUUUAUUAGAGAAUCACAUUUCAGGUUGGAUGACACUUGCAUGUUUCCUAGUGUAAAAAAAAGCUAUGAUUAAUGCAUAUUCUCUACAAAGUGACACUCUCUAGUGCCCUUUUUACAGAUAGUUUUAUACAGACAAGUAUGAUUGUCUUUGAAUUUGCAACCAAGUAUUAUAAAGUAAUAUUUAUCUGAAGUAAAUAUAGCACAUUGAGGAGAACAUUGUCAGUUUUCAUAAUAAUAUUAAUAAAAAUAGAUAAACUGUUAAAAAUGUUGAUAAAAAAGUGGAUUCUUUCUGGUUAUGAAGAAUAAAUUGCUUCAUAUAUACAUUCAUUUUUAUUUUAAACUUAAGUGUUAAAUACUUUUUUGGGGCUACUGUAAAUCAUUCAGACUGUCAUGUCUGGUUCUUCACAUACUGUACAACCCUCAUACUGUUAUUUAUUUCACAACACUUGUCUGAAAUAACUAGACAGCUAUAGCUCAUAGAAACAGUGAUUUAUUUCACAUUACAUAUUGAGAACAUUCAUUUUAGUGUGAUUUUCUUAAGAACCGAUUCCCUCUGAAUGGACGGUAACAGCUUUAGUUGCACUUAAAGAGGAGCGCUCAGUCUGGCAUUUGUGGCUUUUCUACAGAAUAAAGUGUCUGAAAGUACAGUGCUGCAAGACAUAUUCAUUAGAAAUGAGCAGCAGCUAAUGUGUCAAUCAUGUGACCUUGGACACUCUUAUUGUAACACACACUCACACCCUGCUGAACAGAUCACCAUAGAUUUGCACGCUACUGCUGUUUGAAAUAAGUUUUUUGAUUAAGAUGAAUUAUCUAUUUAAGGAGUAUUCAUAACAACAGCAAUGUUAUUCCGUUCAGCAGGGCUCACAUGCAUACUGCACACAAACACUCACACAUACUCCGUAUUGAAGCAUUGUUCUUCUUUCACUGUUGUUCUGGAUAGUUCUGUAAGCAGUGGAUGAACUCAGUAACAGAUCUCAUACAAUGCAUUAAAAAGAGGAUCUCUGGGGGAGGACAAAAUGUUCAGAUGUGUGUCUUUUAUUUUUUAAUGUUUGGCACUAAAUGUACAAGAGGUUUAAAUCUUAUAAAUCAAAGUUUGUGUCUUA